UAAACUAUUUUCAGAUCAUGAACUAAAUCUUGGAAGAAGCAUGGUAUUGUGGUUGGCAGUGGGGUCUGUGGUUUUGUUCUCCAUCUUUCUUUGGAAAUACCCCACAUUUUUCCGAGAUGCCCGGAUUGGUUUUAUAAACUACAAAGUGAGGGUUGGUGUGGACCUGAUCCAGUUGAUAAAAGGAAACUUCACCCUCGUGGACCAGUGGGAGAUAACUUCUGCCAAGCACAAAGAUCGACCUUGUAUCGUGUUCGAGGGUAAAACAUUAACAUUCGGACAAGUUGAAUCGAGGAUCAACCAAUUUUCUCACUGGGCACUUGAUUCUGGGUUUAUCAAGGGAGAUGUCAUCGCUCUUUUCCUACCAAACUGUCCGGAUUUCUUUGCUCUGUGGAUGGGUUUUGCUAAGGUUGGGGUUGAAUGUGCGUUUCUUAACAACAACAUCAGAGGUGUUAGCUUGCUACACGGAAUUAAAACAUGCAAAGCAAGAGCAGUCAUUGUAAACCAUGAGCUGGCAGAGUUUCUGCAGCCAAUCCAGUCUGAACUGUGUGAGCUCCUAAUUUCCUCCUUCACCAUUGGUGGCGAUGACUCUAACUCAAUAAAACCCGAAACUAGGUCCGCGUGUGCUCCUCCCGCUAUCUUCAGGAAGAAUGUAACAUACCUCAGCCCACUUUAUUACAUAUUCACCAGUGGAACGACGGGUCUCCCCAAGGCUGCUAUCAUGAAGCAUAAGAAGUCAAUGUGGGUAGCGUACGGGUACGCUGCUCUGUUCCGCUUCACAAAAGAAGACCGGCUCUACAUCACCCUACCCAUGUACCACAGUGCUGCCUCCACUGUUGGGUUCGGUAUCAUGAUAACAACUGGGUGUGCUGUAAUUCUGAGGAAAAAGUUCUCUACCACCAGAUUCUGGCAGGAUGUGGCGGAAGAGAACGUCACUGUGUUCCAGUAUGUAGGAGAGUUGUGUAGAUAUCUCUGUAACACUCCAACUUCUCCUUUUCAGCAGCAACAUAAGCUCCGUCUUGCAUUUGGUAACGGUCUCCGGCCUGAUGUCUGGGAUAUCUUCAGGGAGAAAUUCAACAUUCCACAAAUCGGAGAAUUCUACGCUUCGACCGAGGGAAAUGUUAUCUUCGUUAACCGGCACAAUGUACGACACUCAGUAGGCUUCGCUCCCUGUGUUCUUCCCUUCCUGCACUGCGCGAGGAUUAUCAGAUACAAUAUAGAAACAGACCAAGUGUACACUGAUGCUAACGGAUACUGCCAAGAAGCAGCAGCUGACGAAGUUGGAUUAUUGAUAGGUAAAAUGUCAGCCCGGUACCCGUUUGAUGGUUACGUGGGAGACAAGUCCAUAACUAACAAGAAGAUAUUACGGAAUGUGUUUAGUGGGGGAGAUAGUUGGUUUAAUACAGGGGAUCUGUUUAAAGAGGACCAAUACAGGAACAUGUACUUUAUUGAUAGGAUCGGAGAUACGUUUAGGUGGAAGGGAGAGAAUGUGGCAACUACUGAGGUAGCUCAAGCUAUCUCAUCCUUCCAACAGGUAGAAGAGGUGAACGCGUAUGGGGUCCAGAUCCCCGGACACGACGGGCGCGCUGGAAUGGUAGCGCUGGUGUGCCGCAGUUCCAGCGCUCUGGACUUGGAGGCGCUUUAUGAUCACAUAUGUGUGAGACUGCCAGCCUAUGCUCGACCUCUCUUCAUCAGAAUACAGGAGAUAAUAGAAACUACUGGAACGUUUAAACACAUAAAAACAAUACUUUCUCGGGAAGGCUUCGACCCUUCGAAGAUCAGUUCGCCGCUCUAUUUCUGCGAUCCUUCAAUAGGAAAUUAUGUUCGUUUAGACAAUAUUCUAUAUGAAAAGAUCAUUCGUGGACAAGUAAAACUAUAAAGUUUAGUUUAAUACUGACUUAUCACUUAUGAGUCGAGUUGUAGUUGUUAUAUUUAUAGAACAGAUAGUUUGAUUCUAAUGAGUUUGCUCAAUUUUCUUGGAGUAAUGUGUAGGUUGAAAUUAUGUCUGAUAAUAUCACACUAAUAAUAUACAAAAUGUAAAAUUUGAGCAAACUAAUCUUGUAAAUAGUUUAUUGCAGUGACUUAUUAUAUUGUCAAGUUAUGGAAUAUUGAUAAAAGAUAUUUAUAAUCCUACUUUAGUGGUGACAUUAUAAUGAUCGAGUUUUGUUGAUCAGAUCAUAUUAUAUAUUGACGGUUGUUCAAUAAGUUAACAGAAGUUCUAUAUAUAUAGAUAUGGAAAACAUUAUCCUACAAUUUAAUUCAUCGUUUCUCUAUUCACAUAAUCGAACUAUGAGGAUCUCUAAUAGAGUUUCUAAUAGGUUUGAUAUAUUCACGUUAUGAACCUGAAAAUUUUUAGCAGGAGUUUGAAAAGUGAUGGUUUUUUGAAGUUUAGUCAGGUAACCUGUAUACCCUAUGAAUGUGUUUUGGUAUUUUAUUUGAUAUUAAAUUCUUUCCUAAUGAUAAAGUUUGCGUUUUGUAAUUGAUUGUUUGCACAUUUACAUGUAGUUCAGUAAGCUUGUAACCAUUCUUGAAGUAACUAGUAUAUUGUUUAAUGAUAUAUUAUUUAAACAUUCAAGCCCUAUGAUACUUGACUUAUUCGUAUCACAGACUAAAACUUUAUAUCACUGUACUGUUUGUUCCGGAAUGUAAACACAAUACAAUAAUAUGUAAGUGUGGUCCAUUAUACCUCUACCUAUUAACACAUACUAAACGCGCCAAUUAUUAUACCCCCGGCCCCCCCCCCGGCCCCAUGUUCAUGUGAACAAUGGAGAUCUGGACUGUACUCACUUGUUGAUGUGUGUUAAAUCCUGUAAAAUGAUAACACUAAGCGUGUGUUACUCUAACAUUACCCUGAUCAGCUUAACUUACAGUGGUGAUAACUAGUUUUAACUGUUAACGUGGGUUUGAUAAGAAUUUGCUGAUUUAAGUAGGUGCUUUUCAACUCUAGAUAUGUGUAAUAUCAUAGUUCAGUUAACUUACACGUUUUUUUUUGCUAAAAGCCCCAGUCUUAAUUGGUCUAGUAAUGACACAACUCAAUUUUAUGCUGGGUUUUAAUGAAAUAUUUAUUGGGAAAUGGGCGUUGUUCUUCAGUGGUAUUUUAUUAUGUGUUAUUAGUAAGCUUUGUAGUAUUUUGUAUCUUUUAUGAGUUUUCCUACCGUAGUCUUUA
Messenger RNA from Bolinopsis microptera, 3163 nucleotides. Its product is annotated as long-chain fatty acid transport protein 2-like. Gene Ontology annotation, molecular function: long-chain fatty acid-CoA ligase activity; long-chain fatty acid transmembrane transporter activity. The record is from RefSeq and is a predicted model, not a curated record. The transcript is spliced from 3 exons. Bases 41 to 1876 code for a protein of 611 amino acids. NCBI's taxonomy places the organism in Eukaryota, Metazoa, Ctenophora, Tentaculata, Lobata, Bolinopsidae.